Panicum virgatum (switchgrass) is the source of this 4836-nucleotide messenger RNA. Its product is annotated as short-chain dehydrogenase TIC 32, chloroplastic-like. NCBI's taxonomy places the organism in Eukaryota, Viridiplantae, Streptophyta, Magnoliopsida, Poales, Poaceae. Bases 3966 to 4631 code for a protein of 221 amino acids. The record is from RefSeq and is a predicted model, not a curated record. The transcript has 7 exons.
UAUGGACUCCAAUAAUUUUUCAAAUGAUGAGCAACGAGUGUCAUCCAAUCUUUAUGACAUAAUCAAUCCCUUUCACAUAGUGGGAUUGAUCAAAGAUCUUCAAGUGGGCACAAAGGCGCCACAAGGAGCUAAAGCAAGUAUUCAUAAGUGAGCUUUGCUUAUAUUUCCUUUAAUAAUAUUUUUCCUUGCUUUAGAGCUCCCAUCUAAUUCUCAACUUAGCGACAUUAGUGGUGAGAUAUGAUACUGAAAUAGUAUUCAGUUCUAAGGCUAGCAUAUAGCUCAUAAUAAGAAUAAGAAUAACAUUGUUAAUUAAAUGACACAUAAGAAACUAACACAUGAUAAAGUUAUCUUAAUAUUUUUCUCAAUAUUUAAUUCUUACCUGACAUAAAGAGGUGGAAAAUAUUUUCUUAAUGAAGGUUCCACUCUCCCCCUCGAAAUGUGGUCUAUGCAAUAGUACCAUAUUUCGAAGAACCUCUAUUUAUUUAUUUGUUUAUCCUUGUUACAACAUAUAAAAAUAACAUGAAUGUAUACAUUGGAAAUAAAUAUAAUUUUAUACUAAUAGAAUGUAAUGACAUUUUCCUCCUUUUCAUAAAUACAAUUCUUUAAAAUUUAGUAUUUUUCUUACUUAGAGACUCAUCUUAUUACCUUGUCUUAGUCUUAUUUCCUUGAGCUUAAUGAUGCCCAUAGCCAUAUCAUAUUAUCUUGCCUUCAUUGAUAUGAAGGAAACAACUCACCACUAAUAUCAAAUGUGCUUUAAUAAAUACUUAUCUUGGGGAUUACUUCCCCUGAUUCUUACAUUUAUCCAGAAUUGAGGGAUUGCUCCUUUUUAUUCUGAUAUUUGUCCAUAAGUGACUUAUCUUAAUUUUUUUAAUUUUUUUAAUUUUUUUUCUAUUAGGUAUUGAUGAUCAAUAAAAAUCAUUAAUUUCUCAUUAAUAUUCUUAGUAUUUAACUUUUCUAGUGGGAACUACACCUCUUAUGACACCUGUAUGUGUCAUCUUAGUUAUAAUCUCAAGAACCAAUGAGGUGCAGGUAAAACCACUUCGCUUCUGAUAGUGGUAUUUAAAACAAUCUUUAUUAGAAACUUAUGACUUAAUUAAUUCUUAUCAUCAAUAGGGAUAAUUCAUAAGUUUGAUUUUGCAUACAUGAAACAGAUGUGCUUAGUGCCACUCAUUAGUUUUGAUCUUUAGAGGCAUGUGAUGCUUUAUAGAAUAUUUUAGCAAGCAUCAUCACAAACUUCUUCUAUUGAAUCAGUCAAAGUCAGCUUUGGCCAGAAAUAGAAAAGAACAACAGAAUUUUGUGAACUAGUACUUAUUCAUCAGCUUUGGCCAGAAGAAUAAGUACAAGCCACACUUAAUUUCAUGUGCAUAAAACAUCUUUUGUUGAAUCAUAACCCAAAUCAGCUUUGGCCAGAAGUGGAUUAAGACCAACAAAAGUAUUGUGAAUUGGUAUUUAUCAAUCAGCUUUGGCCAGAAUGAUAAACACAAGCCACACUUAGUUUUAGAUAUAAACUCCUUUCAUUACUUCGAUUCAAAAUCAGCUUUGGCUAGAAGAUGAACCGGAAUAACAAAUUUUUGUAGUCACACAUUCACCAAUCAGCUUUGGCUAGAAUGAUGAACGUAUGCCACACUUAACCAGAGUGUUAUUUCUUUUGCAGCGGAAACUUUAUUGAAAAUGACCCAUAUGCAUUGACAUAAUUUCUCAUUAUUCAUAUCAGUCAGUAUUAGCUUAAUCUGAUAAAACUCAGUUUAUGAUUAUGCCAAUAUUGCUCAAGAGCUGGCAACUUAGUAACUUAAUUAAUCUUAGUGACACAUGACCAUAAACAACUUUAGUCGGUAUAUAGUCAUGAGUCACAAAAUUAAUCAUAAUCUUCGAGGUGAGAAUGACAUAUGACUACAAACAACUUUUGGUCAGUAUGUAGCUACAAGUCAAUUAAUCAUGAUAUUCCGAGACUCUUUUAAGCAAAUAUUUAUUUAUCAGAGGACAUCUUUAUUAAAAUAAACUCAAUUUGUCCUCAUAUAUUACUUUAGUAUUCUUAUCAACAUUAUUUGUGGCACAAUUAAGAAAAUAUUCAAAAGCCAGCUUUAAGAUUUAUGUCCAAAAUUGGACUCACUAAGUAUGUAUGGCUUAAGAAUAAUAUACUUUAUUAAUAAAUUAAAUCAUGAUAACCCAUGAUUGUAAACAACUUUGGUUAGAAUAUAACCAUGAAUCAACAUUGAAAUUUUGAUCUUGAAUAAAAAAUAUCCCGUUGGAUUGAUUCCAAUCUAGGACAAUUAUAAGUUAAAGCCACUUAAUUAUUAGAAUUUGUGCAUUCCAAUCAUUACAAUAAGUGAUUCCUUAGUGUUAUUAUUAAUGGAAUGCACAUUUUCCAACCGUAAGUAAAAGUAUUAAUGACAUCAACCAAAUAUGGGCCAUUAUUUAAUUUCUUAGAGGACUGGCCAUUAAAAGAUGUUAUUAUUUGAUUUUCCCAAAAAUGGGUCUUAAGCUUCAUGCUUAACUUAUGGGCAUAUCAAUUCUUGUGAGUAAAACAUGCUCACAUAAUUGAUAAUAUUUACGGGUCAUAAGAUACUUUACUAUUAAGCCUCAAUUUAAGUGGCACAUAAGUAUGUGGCAGAUAGCUUAAUUUCAUAAUGAAAGUAAUUCAUCAUCAUAAUUGGACCAUAAACAUUUCAAAUAAUACUUCAAAUAGACUUAAAACUUCACUGAAAAUAAUCCCAAUUUAAUUGGAGAGUAUUUCAUAAUUUUUUUAAAUUGUGACAUAAAUUGUGCUAAGGCAAAAUAUAAACAUAAUAAAAUACUUUAGAAAUAAAGUGAAGUAUUAAAGCAUAAUGAGAAUACUUAAUCAUAAACAUAAGGAAAAAUACUUAAUCAUUAAUGGAGAAAAUUUCCAUAAAGUUUGGCCCAAAACAAUAUUAUUUAAGCAAAAAACUUAAUUAUUCAUAAAUUUACCAUAAUUUUACUUAAUUUUGGCCUUAAUUAAAACAUUACUUAUGACACGUAAAACAAUAGCUUUAUGUAAUAGCCAUAAUAUGUAAAGAUCAUAAAAUAAAUAUGAGAGAACUUAUUAUUCUAAUUAUUAUUUGCUAAAAGUCAAUAAAAUAUCUUCAAAAUUAAACAUGAAAUAAUAUACAUACUCAUAAUAUUUAAAAUCAAAAUCAUAUUUAUGGCCUAAAACAAUAUUAUCUUAGCCCAAAGGCUCUUUUAAGCCCAUUACUAUGCAGCCCAAAGUUCAAAAUUAGAGGAGAAAAACAUUCUAAAAUUUUGACAUUAUUUCCGGCCCUUCAUUGAAUUUAGCCCAUCAUUAUUUUGGCCCAUUAAUAUGAAGCCCAAUUUAUAUGUCUUAAUUUCCAAAGAAAAUACCAAUUAAAAUUCGGCCCAUCACUCAUUUUCCGGCCCAGGCCGUUUUCGGCCCGGUCCACUUUGGCCGCCGCCUUUCCCUUCCCGGGCCCCAGGCCCAAAAACCUGGGCCUGGGUUGGGAAUUUGCCGCGCCCGCUGGCCUCCCGCCGGCCCGAGGUGGCUGCGUCGCACGCGUGCCGUCGGAUGCACAUCCGACGGCCGUCAUCGCGCGCCGCGCGUAUCAAAACCGCUGCGUCGGCGCUCCCCCCCGCUAAACCCUAACCAUUUUCUCCCCUCCUCCUUUCUCCUCUCCACUGGCGGCUGCGGGUGAGCGGAGGGUGACGGUGCCGGCGACGCGGCCCGCGGCGGAGGAGGUAGCGGCGCCGUCGAGCUCUGCUCACCGGAGGUGCGCACGGCCGCGGCCGGCGUGCAGCUCCGUCGAGCACCGCUCGUCGGUGCCCUAAUCCUGACCUCCUGCGCGCGCGAAAUCCAUGGGAUCCACGGCGGAGGAGCAGAUCUGGCCCGUGGCCGGUCUUCCGACUGCAGUGGCGAUGACGCCGGCGGCCACGGCGAGCACGGGAGGCGCGUGGCCCCGUGACAUCCAAGGUCGCGUACCGAAAGCCGUCGGGUGAUGGCGGCGACGUCACUGACACCGGUGACGAGCACAGCAGCUCGGGAUUCAGUCCGCAACAACGCUGGAGUUCUGACAAGGAACCGCACGUGUUCCUGCGACGGCCUGGAACUGCAUUUCGCAACAAAUCACAUUGGUCACUUUCUUCUAACAAACCUCCUAUUGGAGAACAUGAAGAGCACAUGUAGGGACAGCGGCACCGAGGGACGGAUUGUCAAUGUGACGUCAGUAGGGCAUGCCAUGAUGACUUAUCCUGAAGGGAUAUGCUUUGAGAAAAUUCAUGAUCCUUCCGGUUUGAAUGACUUUAUUGCUUACUGCCAAUCCAAGCUUGCCAAUAUUCUUCACUCCAAUGAAUUAUCACGAAUUUUCAAGGAGGAAGGAGUGAAUAUUUCAGCCAAUGCCGUUCAUCCUGGUGUCAUCAUGACUAACAUUUUUAGGGACAGGACUAUUGUCGGUGCGUUUUUUAACACCAUUGGAAGAAUCAUAUGUAGAAGAGUUGAACAGGGUGCCGCAACGACAUGCUAUGUGGCGAUGCAUCCUCAAGUGAAGGGGAUAAGUGGAAAGUACUUCGCCGAUUGUAACAUAUCCAGCCCGAGCUUACAAGCUUCAGAUGCUGAGCUGGCCAAGAAGCUAUGGCAGUUCAGCUUGCAGACAGUGUCUUCUUGAUCAAGCUAUGCUUGCCUGAACGAGUGAUGCACGUAUUGUUGUACUUAAUGCUUACAUAGCUCUUCCGGAUGUUUGUUAUCAGUGUAUUUAGUAACUGGGCUAUGAAUCAAAAUGUCUCAAUCUUGAUUCAAAAUUUGAAAUUCAAACCACCCUACUAUCUUAUAAUUCAGGACAUUUGGACUGAAAUGAAUAGUUAUUGUGGCUA